GUGUAUGUCCAAACAAGGAUUGCUCUGUGUCCUCACAGAUGAAUGAGGCCAUGCUGGGAAUUCCCUCUGCAGGAUCUGGCCUGACUGAUACACAGUUCUAUAAAUGUACAUGUUUGUCUACUUAUCUCUUUUUUGUAUAGUUUACUAAAGUAUUAAUAUAGUUUUAAGAAUAUUUCCAGGUUGCAAAACUUGAUUGUUCAUCUUUAUAUGAUCAUACCCAAAAUCUUUGAUCUGGAAGAAAUAAAGGCCAUGUAUUUAGUCCUGGAAAAAAAAGUGUAAAAAGGUAAAGGUUACAUGAAGUGGUGUAUUAUGAUCUAAUUUAAAUGCAUAAAAAUUAAUUUUACAAGAAAAAUAUAAUAAAUACAGAUAUAGUUAUGAGCAAUUGAUGUUGUUCCAGGUAAUACAGAUUGCAUUUCAAAAAACCUCAAGGUUGUAAUUCAAUUGCUGUAACUGCAAUCCAGAAGGGUAUAAUGCCCUCUUCCAACCACUGUAGGUAAUGCACACAGACAUGUUCCAGCAGUAGACUCACAUAAGUAAAAUAAAAAUAAUGUAUAAGAUAUGGAAUCUUCUACAGAGAUGUCACAGCCUUGAGACACACAGCAUUCAGGAUGCACUUCUUUCUGGUCCUACAGAGAAGCACCUGUGCCUUUCCUCUGAAGCAAAUUGCUGAGUAAGAAAAGCAGUCUUAUUCUGAGGUUAGACUAGCUCAGCAAACCUGCUCACGUAAGAACGGUAACCACAGUGCUGUUGGGUGAUGUUCCCUUGAUAUUUUCUGUUUGUAUUCUCUGUCCAUUGUAUAUGGAGAGUUGUGGCAUUUAUACAUCUUUUAAAUUUACCUUUAGAUCAUACAUUGUUGACUAGAAGGUUGUUUUCCUCUGUAAAUCUCCAUCUGCCUAAGUGACUAUUGUUCAAACUAUAGCUGUGGCCCAAACCUAAGAGAGACUUAGGUAUAACAGCAUAUUGGGAACUAAAACUUCUGUUCUAGGCUGGCUCUUCUUUGGGCAUCAGUCAAUGGUGAAUGAGUGAUCUUUUCCCAUGAAAGGAUGCUAAUUCUACCUGUUACACCUCCAGCCUUUUAGAAAAUUAUUUCUGAGACAAGGUUUACUAUGGGGAGUCACGUAGCUCUCAUUCCACUCUGUUAUGACUCAGGGCAGUAACAUUGCUAUCUUAUUGUUUAAACCAACUAAAUUCUUUUUUUUUUUUAAGAUUUGUUUAUUGAUUAUACACUGUAGUUGUCUUCAGACACACCAGAAGAGGGUGUCAGAUCUCAUUACGGAUGGUUGUGAGCCACCAUAUGGGUGCUGGGAUUUGAACUCAGGACCUUUGGAAAAACAUUCAGUGCUCGUAACCGAUCGUUGAACCAUCUCACCAGCCCCCGACAACUAAAUUCUUAAGUUAACAUCUGUACCACCACUGUGUUUUAAAAUUAUGCAUUUGAGUCAUGUAAUCAACUGUUUACUGAGUCCAUAGGAAAAGCAUUUGCAUGACGGACAUAGCUUCUGCAUUCUGACCAGAAUAGGAAGAAGUUUAUUGUGUACACUAAUAGGGGAAUCAGGGUGGGUAAUCAGCUGCUGGAGUCGCCAUAAUGAAAAAGUGCCUGAUGCUGGCAUGGAGGCAAUUUUAUAAUUUUGCAGCGGGUCUUAAUUCAUGUUGGGUAAAUGAAAACAUACUAUACGGUGGGUGUAUGGUUUGUGAUGUCAGUUCAGUAGGUGAAUACUCAAAUUGCAGUUAGGUUACUACUGUCCUAUGAGAUAUGUGCAAUCCUCAUUGACAUAAUUAAAUCAGCUCAGAAAUUUAAAACACAGGACUUCAUUGUCUGUAGUUGUGUGUCAAGUUACAGUUCUCAGCAGGCAACAAUCCACAUAGAGGCAAGGUCAAACAGUAUUUGAAAGAUGCUAUUCCUUCUACCAGGAAAUGGACUAUUCUUUUACAAAGUCAGAAUGGCUAUGUGUUUUUUCAAUAAUAUUUCUGUUUGUAAAAAGUCAAUUAUUGGUUCGCUUUAAAUGCAGCACUGCUUCUUACUUGUAUCCAUUCUGUGAUGUUUCCCAGGCAUAAGAAUUUCUUUUUUUUUUUCCGACUUGAUGAGAGAUUUAUUAUUGAACGAUUUGGUAGGGUAUAGGAGAGAACUAUUGAAGCCUUCAGGAAUGCAGGGCUCUCCACUUGUCCAGAGGACCACGAUUGGGGAUAUAUUUGACACCCCAGCCAUCAGGGAUGAGGCGCUUCUCAGCAACCAUGUCUUCAAAUUCAUCUGCAUUAAACUUGGUGAAGCCCCACUUCUUUGAGAUGUGGAUCUUCUGGCGGCCAGGGAACUUGAACUUGGCUCUUAGCAGAGCCUUAAUCACAUGUUCCUUGUUCUGCAACUUGGUUCGGAUGGACAUGAUGACCUGGCCAAUGUGAACCCUGGCCACUGUGCCCUGGGGCUUCCCAAAGGCACCAGGCAUCCCUGUCUGGAGCCUAGAUCAGGGAUAGCAUUGUGAUCAGAGGCUUGAUUACCAACUGCCAGAAAAUUGUCUCCAAGGUCCCUUGAGGCAGCCCAUAUAGAUACUAGGCUACAUACACUACCAAGGAGGCUGCUGUUUGCAACAAUUGCACACCAAAGUCCCCAUGGGAAAAGGGGCAGGCAUAAGAAUUUCUUUCCAUUUCUUUUACAAGUGCUGCUUAGGACAAGGUCUCCUGAAGGCCAGGCUGGGUCAUGCCAUAUAAUUGAUAAUUGCCUUGAACAUCUAAUCCUGUCUCUAAAGUCACAUUUUGGGAAGACAAUCCUGAAUCUCUUCUAGGCUAGGCUUUGAAGGUGAAAGUUUUCCUGGUAUGGCUGUACUUGACAUUAGCAAUGAGUAGUGAGGUCACCAAUUUUCCAUCUUGAUAGUCACCUUGACUGGCCAUUACUCCGUUCUGCAGACCAGGAAAUUAAUAAUCUGGAUAAAGGGGCUGGGGAGAAGGCUCAGCCGGUAAGAACACUGACUGCUCUUCCCAAGGUCCUGAGUUCAAAUCCCAGCAACCACAUGGUGCUCACAACUAUCCAUAAUGAGAUCUGGAGUGUCUGAAGUCAGCUACAGUGUAAUUAUGUAUAAUAAGAAUAAAUAAAUCUUUGGGCCAGAGCAAGCAGGGACUGAGUGGGGUUGACCAAAGUAGAGGUCUGAAAAAUUUAAUUCUCCACAGCCACAUGAAGGCUCACAACCAUCUGUACAGCUACAUUGUACUCAUAUACAUAAAAUAAAUAUAUAAAUCUAAAAAGAAAGAAUCUGGAUAAAAACUGAACUUCCUGUCAACUGUUGUUGCCACCAAUGUAAUUAUUUCAAAUGACUGUAGUUACAGGAGUUCAGUUACCUAAAACCAAACAGAUGGGCACUCUGAGGGUUUUUAUUAUUUUCACCAUUUAACAUGGGAAAACCCUUUUUUAAUCUGGAGGUUUUGGUUGACAAGAAAAAAAAAAUUAAUCUAGGCCAGAACUUCUGCUGUGAGCCUACAUAUAUAAAGGAUAUUGAAGUUGGUGGUCCUUUCUCUUUCUCUUCUUCCCACAUACUGGCUUGCAAGGUCUUUUUAUUUUUCUGACAUUAAGGCUCCGUCUGUGGAAUUCUGUUACGUGCUGAACACCAGCUGAGACAUACAGGAACUACUGUUUUCUUCAACUCUUCAUUGGUACAGUCAUUGAUUUACUAGUGGGGCCACAUUCUGUGAGCCAUUCUUAUCUAUCCACUUCCUGCAUACUUAGAGAGAUCCAUGCUCUGAGUUCUGUUCAUCUGGAAAACCUUUACUAAUACAGAUAUGUUUUUUCACCUUCCCACUUAGGAAGAUGUGCUGCUAACAACAGUGCUCCAUAGUGAUUGGAAUCCAUGCCCUGCUUUUCUCCCAGGGUUAUUUGGAGUCUCAUAUGUAGCAAUUGCAUAUUAGCCGCGGUUUUCCUGAUGUCAGUGUAAAAUGAGAGAAGCAAACAUCACAUUUUAUGUCCUGAAAAUCUCUCUUUAAUUGUAAUUAUCCUUGGAACCUAUAGUUUAUUCUGCUCCAAGUUGAAUAAUGUACUUUUCAAGGUGUGGCUCUUGAUUCCUUGGUGGAGGAGGGGGCGGAGCGAGGAGAAGGUGAACCGGCGGCGGCCUUGGAGGAGCAGGAAGAAGAAAUUCCUGCUGAGUUCUGGAUGACUGAAAGAUAGACUAUUGGAGGACAGGACUGAAAGAAAGUCUUGCAGAUCUGAAAAGGGUCAGCUCCUAGAUAAGAAACCCGAGCUGGGAAGCCCUAUGCUGUGUGCCUUCAGCGCACUCUAACCCUAAGGGAGGUGGUCAUGUCAAUCAAGUCUCACUAACCAAUCAGGGCCUCCGGAUAGGCCCGCCAACAGAAGUAGAGGCGUGUUCUUCCGUGUGCCUUGUUCCCCUGCUCUCUGUUCCUCUCCGUUGCAAGCAAGCUGAAAGAUUGGUCUGAUGUGUUUUGAUCUCUGCUGACAGGGGCCUUAGGGCAUUGCUAGCGAUCUACAACGUGGCGACAUGUUUUGUGAUUUCCACAUCAGAAAUGGAUUCCAGUGUUCCUGAAUGCAGUGACUUAUGAGGACGUGCAUGUGAACUUCACUCAGGAGGAGUGGGCUCUGCUGGAUCCUUCCCAGAAGACACUCUACAAAGAUGUCAUGCUGGAGACAUUCAGGAACCUCAAUGCUAUAGGCUUUAAUUGGGAAGCCCAAAAUAUUGAAGAAUAUUGUCAAAGUUCUAGAAGACACAGAAGGUGUGAAAGGAGUCAGAGUGCAGAGAAACCCUCUGAAUAUACUCAACGUGAUAAAGCCUUCGCUUUACAUGAUCACAGUCAUGCCCAAAGGCAUGAAAGGGUUCAUACAGAAAAGAUCCCCUCUGAAGUUAUUCACUGUGUCGAAGACUUUUUACCUUACACUAGUCUCCAAGUACAUAAAAGAACACAAACUGGACAGAAGCCCUAUGAAUGUAAUCAAUGUGGUAAAGGAUUUGUAAUGCCCAGUUGUCUUAAAAGGCAUGAAAGAUUUCAUACUGGAGAGAAACCCUACAAAUGUAAUCAAUGUGAUAAAGCUUUUUCCCAAUACAAUAAUCUUCAAACUCAUAGAAGAACACAUACAGGAGAGAAACCCUACAAAUGUAAUCAAUGUGAUAAAGCCUUUUCACAACACAGUACUCUUCAAACUCACAGAAGAACACAUACAGGAGAGAAACCCUUUAAAUGUAAUCAAUGUGAUAAAGCCUUUUCUGAGAAAUGUAGUCUCCAAACUCAUAGAAGAACACAUACCGGAGAGAAACCUUACAAAUGUAAUCAAUGUGAUAAAGCCUUUUCCCAAUACAGUCAUCUCCACAUUCAUAGAAGAACACAUACUGGAGAGAAACCAUUAAAAUGUAAUGAAUGUGAUGAAACAUUUUCAAACCAUAGUAAUCUUCAAACUCAUAGAAGAAUACAUACAGGAGAGAAACCCUACAAAUGUAAUCAAUGUGAUAAAGCCUUUUCACAACACAGUACUCUUCAAAAUCAUAGAAGAACACAUACUGGAGAGAAACCCUUCAAAUGUAAUCAAUGUGAUAAAGCUUUUUCAAGACACAGUACUCUUCAAACUCAUAGAAGAACACAUACUGGAGAGAAACCAUUCAAAUGUAAUCAAUGUGAUAAAGCCUUUUCCCAAUACAGUCAUCUCCACAUUCAUAGAAGAACACAUACUGGAGAGAAACCAUUCAAAUGUAAUCAAUGUAAUAAAGCCUUUUCCCAAUACAGUCAUCUCCACAUUCAUAGAAGAACACAUACUGGAGAGAAACCCUACAAAUGUAAUCAAUGUGAUAAAACAUUUUCAAACCACAGUACUCUUCAAACUCAUAGAAGAACACAUACUGGAGAGAAACCCUACAAAUGUAAUCAAUGUGAUAAAGCUUUUUCAAGACACAGUACUCUUCAAACUCAUAGAAGAACACAUACUGGAGAGAAACCCUUUAAAUGUAAUCAAUGUGAUAAAGCCUUUUCUCAGAAAUGUAGUCUCCAAAAACAUAUAAGGAUACAUACUGGAGAAAAACUCUACAAAUGUAAUGAAUGUGAUAAAGCCUUUUCACAACACAGUACUCUUCAAACUCAUAGAAGAACACAUACCGGAGAGAAACCCUUCAAAUUUAAUGAAUGUGAUGAAGGCUUUUCUCACCAUUAUAAUCUACAAAUUCAUGAGAGAAGACAUACUAGAGAGAAACCUUACAAGUGUAUUCAGUGUGUGUAAGUCUUUUAAAACAUUUUCAUCUUCAAAAGAAUAAAAGAAUCCACACUGGAGAAAAAUUCUACGAAGGAAUUUCAUUGUGAGCAACCUUUUUACAACGCCAUCAUUUCUGAAUGUAUAAGUGAACGUACUGAAGAGAAAGACUAUGGAUGUGAUCAUAGUCUUAAUCGUCAUGAACAUAUUUUGGGGCCAGAAUCCUUCUGAGUAUAAGGAAUGUGAAAAAAAUCUAUGCUGGGCAGUUAUCUCCUAAUGCAGCAAGGAGCACAUACUGCAGAGAGACAUACAGACAGAUAUAUAUAUAUAUAGAGAGAGACCAUAUACAUAUACGCAAUGUGGUAAACCUUUGUAUAUCACAGUUAUCUUUGAAUACAUAAAAGAGCACAUGAUAUAUCUCAGAAUACAUAAAAGAAAACACUGGAGAGAGAAACUGUGUGAAUAAUGUGGUAAGGCCUUUGCAGUUGACAUUGACAGUGAUCUCAUAAUGUAUAAAUUAACAUAGACUUGUAAGAAACCUCAUAAAAACAAGAAAUGUGGUAAAGCUUGUGUGUGGAUCAGUCGUUUUUUCUUGAGAAAAAUCCAUGCUGCAGGGUAACCCUGUAAAUGGUGCCACUGUGGAAACAUUUUGUACGCCACAGUAUCUGUAUACGAAAGUAAAACCUUUAGCAUGAACUGGGUAGGUAAAAGUUUGCAUGUGACAAUAAUCUUUUAGGACUUUAAAGAACUCAAAAAUAAGGGAAUCUGUAACUCUGACGGACAUAGUUCCAUCUUGGGCCAAUCCAGUUACAUUAAUUUACACAACAUUAUCUAUUCUUGAGAAAACUUUUAGCAAAUAUCAACUAUCUCCUCAAGUAUGAUGAUGUCUCUAUUUUAUUCAUACCUGGAAACUCAUAGGGACAAAAGCCCUAUGAGGUUGAUUGAUAAGGUAACUGCUUUAGAAUACACAGUUCACUUUGAGUCCGUGAAAUAACUCAUUCAGGUGUGAAACACUGUCGGUGAGUAUUAGUGCCUUUUCCGUUGUUGUGAUAAAAUGUCUAAGGUAUUGUAGAAAACUGAAGUCCCAAACGAAGGUUUCCUCCCCCUCUUUGGCCAUUUCUUUUCCAGGUAAAACACACACAACUUUUAUAUUUGUAAUAAACCUUAAUCAACACCCAAUAAUGGCUGAUAUGCAUCCUCUAUGCUAUCUUGUCUAUUUCCCAGCCAGUAAUUUUGUCAUAUUAUUUUGCUUUAUUUCAUCUGGGCUAUGCUUAACUCCACUUAGUCACCCCACAUGCCCAUUAUGUUAUUAUUGACCUAACCUAAGGCUGCUUUUUCUCUGUCUGCUUUCUUCUCCUUGUGGUUCUCCUCUGACCCCAAGUCCAGUAUCCCUAAUCCCUGUCUAUGUCUCUUCUGCCCAGCUACUUGUCCAGCUAUUGAUUGUUGUCAUCUUUAAUAACCAGUCAGAAGAAACUUGAGAGCAAGGUCAUACACCUUCGUUUGGGUCUGUGGGCAGAUCUUGUCUUCUAUGGAGCAAUCAUUUUUUAGGUUCCUGCUCUUAACAUUACAGUACAUAGCAAGAGACGAAACCCCAACAUGAAGGUAAUUUUUAGAAGCAUUUAAAUUUCAUUAAAGUUCCAAAGGGACAUAGGAUCACCAUGAUAUUGUCAGGGCAACAAGUGUCAUUUGUGGCAGCUAAAGGAGGAGCUCAGAGCUCAGGUCCUCACCCUAUAGCCUCAAAGAGAGAGUUAGAGCUGGGUGUGGUGUCACUUGCCUUUAAUCCCAGCACUAGGGAGGCAGAAGCAGGCAAAUUUUCUGAGUUCGAGGCCAGCCUGGUCUAGAGUGAGUUCCAGAAGAGCCAGUGCUACACAGAGAAACCCUGUCUCGAAAAACCAAAAGAGAGAGAGAGAGAGAGUUAGGACUAGACAUGAUUUGAGAAAGUAAACUCUGAAAUUCAACCUCAGUGACAUAUUUUCUUCAGCAGGCAGAUAUUUCCUACAUGAGAAGUAUUGAUUUCUCUGCCAUCAAUCCUCUAUGCUUGCUUUUUGUUAUAUAAGCCAAGUCAUGAUGAAGAAAAACUGUUGAUAAGCUUUAGAUGCCAAAAACUCUGGGUUAUAGUAGUCAAUGCUUAUAUAAGAAGAACAUCAUGAGUAAAAUUUUCUUUGCUUACCAA
Messenger RNA from Mus musculus (house mouse), 8339 nucleotides. RefSeq names its product predicted gene 3604. The record is from RefSeq and is a predicted model, not a curated record. NCBI's taxonomy places the organism in Eukaryota, Metazoa, Chordata, Mammalia, Rodentia, Muridae. Bases 4613 to 6196 code for a protein of 527 amino acids. Gene Ontology annotation, biological process: regulation of DNA-templated transcription. The transcript has 5 exons. Gene Ontology annotation, cellular component: nucleus.